Messenger RNA from Mesorhabditis spiculigera, 2442 nucleotides. Lineage: Eukaryota; Metazoa; Nematoda; Chromadorea; Rhabditida; Rhabditidae. The record is from the annotation of a GenBank genome assembly.
AUGCCGGCGGCGAAGAAGGAUUCGCGGAAGCGCACGACUGCAACGGAUGAGUCGCCAUCGAAAAAGUUGAAGGAGCCGAAGAGGGCGGCCGAGUCCAGCGAUACAAGCCGAAAAACGAAGCAGCCGACGCUCGGCCACUUCAUCCCCGACGCUGCGAAAGUGAAGAAAAGCACUGCCGCUGCACCAAAAAAGACUGUGUCCCGCUCCAAGAAGGACGGCUUGGCGCCGAUCGACCACGUGGCCCUCGUCGGCUUCUCCGAAAAAGAGGUGGCCGACUGGAAGGAGAAGCUCGGAAAUGGGCUCUUCGAAAUCAGCACUGGUCAUGUGUCAAUCGCUCAUACUCUGAACUGCGUCGUCCUCAACUCCACCGGCUCCACAAAGCUGCUCCGAGACUGGAACGCUCUCUUCCUCGGCGCCUUCCAUGGAUGCAAUUUCGCCGAGGUCAGCUUCCUCGAGGAAUGCGCCAAGAAGCAGGAGGUUGCUGAUCUCUUGCCCCAUCAACUCCUCCGUGAAAACCUUGGGAUUAGACUUUCUGCGGCUCCGAAAACGUUGCCAGAAGGGUGUACGCUUGACGCAAAGCGAGGCGCGCAAUUGGCCUUCAAGCUUCAAGAUCUCCAAGCCCAAAAGCCGUAUUUCUGCGACCCGGUCUUCGAGAGGCUGCUUUUUGUGCACGGGACCCGCCGUACCGAUGUGGCCCGGGUGCAGGAGUUGUGCCGAAUUCUGCAAGCCUCGAACCGGAAAAUCACACGUGAGGAAGGCGGAAAUUGGAUAAAGAUGCGCCACGAGCCGAAAAACGCGGACCGUCUCGCGUCGAUGGUGGUGCUCGUUUUUCACGACGAGCCGGAGGAGAAGGCGCCGGCCGAUGCGAUCAAGCGGCUGCUGAUCAAGCGGGUUCCGGUGCUCAACGAGGAGCUGCUCCAUCAGCUCAUCAUGCAGCUGGAACGCCCCACAAAGGAAAAUUGUCUCCUGCUCAGCUAUCAACAUUGGAAUGAGAAAUGCAGGUGGGAUGACACGGAAAAGCUGUUCAAUUGGGUGACCGGGACCGAUGACGCGAUGCCGGAAGAGCUGGACGCUUUUCUUGAAAAAACAAAGCCGCGCAAGGAGCCGGCAAUCUCGCGCUGCCGCGCCGCCAUGACGCCAAUGGAUCGGACGAUAUCUCAAGACACUGACAUCUCGAUGAGGACGUCCACUGACGAUGCCGAAGAUUUGCACAUGGAAUUCGAGGAGGAGGUUCGUCUGAACGAUAUGGAGGGCAGGAGCGAGAGACCCGAUUCGCCCGAGCGCCAGCCCCAAACCAUCACGUUUGCACCGGCGCCAAAACAGCCAAUGGUCCGCUGUGACAAUGGAAUGCAGGUCUUCAACUUCGACCUGGAAGACACGUUGCCGUUGCCGGCACCCCAGCUGUGCCGUGACUGGGUGGAUAUGGUACCGCUGAUUGCCAACGCCUACAACCGAAUCCCGAGGGGUCGAAAGUUGAGAAUCGCGCCGGCGAAUGAACUUGCCUACGACCGCGAUUUCGAGCGGAUGGCCACGUUGAACCCAAAGUUCUACCCGUCGAUGCUCAUGCACUUUUUCGAUAAAUUCCUAUACGCAUCUUCCGGCGAUCAAGUGCCCGAUCCGCAUCGAAUCGCGAAGGUCGUUCACGAAAUCCUGAUCAACGAAAAGUUUGAGCAUCACGCUGAAUGUACGCAGCCGAUCCAUGCAUUCCUCGGGACGCUGAGCCGGAUUCUAGGCAAAUGUCCGCCCGUCGACGCUUCUUCGCGGUACUACUGGCUCUCAGUGUUCUCCGAAGUGAAAUUGGAUUCCCUCGGCGUCGACGAGGCCACGCGAUUGGAGAAACCGGCUGACAAGUCCCAGAGAGCAACGGACAUUCUACUCAACAAGCGCGACGAUUUCCGGAAGCUGCUCGUAGAUGUUUUUUGCACGGCCACCGCCUGUUAUCCGGAACUUCAACUCAUCCUAGUAGAGCUGUUGGAGUGGGACCUAUAUGCCUGCGAGAUCAGGGUCUGUGAGCCGGAGACGCAAAGCUUAAAAAUCGACUACCCGGCCGCACUGCACAAAAUCCCGUUGGCCUAUCUGUUGUUGAACGGCACCGACGUGGAGUGCAUUCGAAUCAAGGACAGCGAGCAACUGUUGACCGAGCUGUGCCAGAAAUGGGGCAGUUUUGAGGAGGCACACGACCGGAUCGUGACGGCCCGUCUGAUCACUGUGCUGAUGGCGUCCGCGCGUUGCAUGGUCGAUCGCCAGAAUUCAUCGCAGGUUCACAUUGGCGAUCUUCCCCGGGAUUUCCACGAGAGCGUCAGCGAUCUCGGCCAGCCGCUGCGCAACAAUAAGCAAAGGCACAAGCAGCCGGCCGUCAACGAGCAUUUCCCGCUGGAAUGGCUUGUCAAGGCGCUGAACGACUAUUCGCAUCGCACCGGCGCCUAUCUCAACCAAAAGCAC